GGCGUAGGAAAAUUACCUGGGCGUCCGACUCGCCGCCGCGGGACUCGCGACCGCCCUCCGCAGCGAUGGACGGAGACGGUGACCCAGAGAGCAUGGGCCAGCCAGAAGAGGCAAGCCCAGAGGAGCAGCCGGAGGAGGCGGGCGCCGAGGCGGGAGCCGACGAGGAGCGGCCCGAGGAGGAGGAGGAGGAGCAGGAGGACGCGGAGGCGGCGGCGUACCUGGCCGAGCUGCCCGAGCCGCUGCUGCUGCGGGUGCUGGCCGCGCUGCCGGCCGCCGAGCUGGUGCAGGCCUGCCGCCUGGUGUGCCAGCGCUGGCGGGAGCUGGUGGACGGCGCCCCGCUGUGGCUGCUCAAGUGUCAGCAGGAGGGGCUGGUGGCCGGGGACGGCGCCGGCGACGAGCGCGACCACUGGCAGCAGUUCUACUUCUUGAGCAAGCGUCGGCGCAACCUGCUGCGCAACCCGUGCGGCGAGGAGGACUUGGAGGGCUGGUGCGACGUGGAGCACGGUGGGGACGGCUGGAGGGUGGAGGACCUGCCCGGGGACAGCGGGGCGGAAUUCACGCACGAUGAGAGCGUCCGGAAGUACUUCGCCUCCUCCUUCGAGUGGUGUCGCAAAGCGCAGGUCGUUGACCUGCAGGCGGAGGGCUACUGGGAGGAGCUGCUGGACACGACCCAGCCGGCCAUCGUGGUGAAGGACUGGUACUCGGGCCGCAGGGACGCGGGCUGCCUGUACGAGCUCACGGUGACGCUGCUGUCCGAGCACGAGGACGUGCUGGCCGAGUUCAACAGCGGGCAGGUGGCGGUGGCCCCAGACAGCGACGACGCGGGCUGGAUCGAGAUCUCGCACACCUUCACCGACUACGGGCCCGGCGUGCGCUUCGUCCGCUUCGAGCACGGGGGCCAGGACUCUGUCUACUGGAAGGGCUGGUUCGGGGCCCGAGUGACCAACAGCGGCGUGUGGGUGGAGCCCUGAGGGACCCCCCUGCCUCCCCCGACUUAGUAGCAUCCCUGCCCUCCGCGCCCCGCCCCCGCACCCCCCCCCUCCUCGCCCACGCCCAGCCCGGGGGUCUGCAGGUGGCCGCCUCCACGGCGGGAGGCGGGUGAGGGCUGGGCCUGGGCGGGCUGCUGAAUCCCUUCGCUAGCACGGAGCCUGACGCCCAGUGGGCGCCCAAUAAAUACGGUUUGUCCCAGGAA
Oryctolagus cuniculus (rabbit) is the source of this 1192-nucleotide messenger RNA. It is a transcript of the gene FBXO2, whose product is annotated as F-box protein 2. Gene Ontology annotation, cellular component: cytoplasm; SCF ubiquitin ligase complex. Gene Ontology annotation, molecular function: protein binding; ubiquitin protein ligase activity. The record is from RefSeq and is a predicted model, not a curated record. Gene Ontology annotation, biological process: ERAD pathway; glycoprotein catabolic process; SCF-dependent proteasomal ubiquitin-dependent protein catabolic process. NCBI's taxonomy places the organism in Eukaryota, Metazoa, Chordata, Mammalia, Lagomorpha, Leporidae.